Molecule: messenger RNA, 1216 nt
Organism: Mycotypha africana
Lineage: Eukaryota; Fungi; Mucoromycota; Mucoromycetes; Mucorales; Mycotyphaceae
Exons: 4
Coding region: 94-1092 (332 amino acids)
Biological process (GO): regulation of DNA-templated transcription
Molecular function (GO): zinc ion binding; sequence-specific DNA binding
Source: RefSeq, a predicted model, not a curated record
UAUAUAUAAAAUGAGCUAGUUUAUUAUGCAGUUCUCUCUUCAUUUCAUUUCUUUAUCUCUUCUGCAAAUUGCCCGUAUAAUUCUUUGUAAAGCAUGACAGAUUACUAUAUAAUGACCUCUGGAAAUCGACAAAACAUUGUGUCUGAAAUAUCUGAUACUUCAUCUCCUAUAGAUGAAGUAAGCAUGGAUUUUUCGACUACUUCUUCAGGGUACUACUUCCCUACCCACCCUCCGCCUCUCCAUCUUGCUGGUGGCAGCACAGCUCUCCCAUACCCCUAUUACCCUCAAGCUGGUUAUAUAGCUCACUAUGGUGAUGCUACUCCUGUGAAUGUCUCUUACAGUGGCUCUUCUUCAUCCGAUGAACAACCUUUUAUUUCAAGCCAUGAAGUAUUUACUGCGAGCUCCUCUCCUACAUCUAUAAUGUCAAGCCAAUCUCUGCAAAGUUACCAAGCAAAUCAUUUUCCCGACUCUAGAAGAGAGGGUUCUUAUUUUGAGCUAACAGCACCUAUUGGUCAAUUGAAUAUUAGCACGUUUGGUGGCUACCGAUCGAGUCUUUCUGAUGAUAGCUACGAUCAACAAAGUAACGGCUUUUCGUAUAUGCCUGUAGGCCCUAAUUCCGAACAUAGUGAAGAUGACAGAAAUUUCGCGCCUGUCAUUGGUCAAUCGAACAGCCAUUCUAUCUCUACUUCUAAUUACGGUUUUAAAAAUGCUGAAGACACACCCAUCAAGCAAGAAUCUACUCCUGCUCUGAAAAAGGCGAAUUAUAAGAAGAAGCAGCCACAUCAGAAGAAGAAGAAGCGCUGCUUUAACUGUCAUUCCACAAAUGCACCCUCAUGGCGUCGUAGCAUUUCUGAAAAAUCCAAGGGCAGUCUCUUAUGUAACGCAUGUGGUUUAUAUGAGAAAACACAAGGAACAAAUCGUAAACUUGUAACUCAUCCGGAUGGACUUACUAAAGUUGUUCGUAAGCGAGACGCCCCUAACUAUUGUUGUUCUCAAUGCGGAAAUCGAGAAGCUACAAAAUGGCGAAAAUCAAACGAUUCAUUAUUGAUAUGUGAAAUAUGUUUACGCGGACGUCGCAAGGCAUCCUUAUAAUAGCAAUUAUUAAAAAGAACUCUAUACCAUACAUUAUAAGUAUUUACUAUUGUCUAUAUAUAUACAUAUAUUAAGUAAAUUUUGAUAUGUAUCGUUUUAUAAUAAUAAAAUCAGUACAUACAAC